AGGCUUAAUUGUAAUUAAAAUUUUUUGAUUCAGAAACCAACGUGAUAAGAGGUCACAAGUGUGAAUCUCAACCACCCCUUAUUUAAAGAUAUAUAUUUAGCAUUACAUAUGAGGAGGGCCGGUGCUGCAUCCACACUUCUAGCUUAGAGUGCUCUCGUGUGAAGGGGCGUGAUAGAAUAAAUAACAUAUUUUAGUACACAUUCAGCAACUUAAACUUUUGGUUGAAUUGGUUCAUUCACAAAUAAUUCAAAAAACUUUUACAUGACAUGAACGACCAAUUGCAGAAAUGUCAAUGAAAUAUUAAAAGUAUAUACAUUUAUGUGAGUGAUAGAAAGAGAUGAAAAAGGAAGAAGAGAAUAUACCCAAGAAUGAAAAGCAAACAAGGAAUUAAAAAAUCUUGGUGAAGAAGGAAAUUAAGGAAUGGGUUGGAGUAAGAGUGAUGAACACGAAUUACAAACACCACUAUGUGCAAAUUGAUAUUGGUAUUGUUUCAAUCUUAGGAGACCCCUCUCUCUCUAUAUGUAUAUAUAUAUACCCAAUUUGGAAUCAGUUGCACCAUAACAUUAACCAUACAUCAUCAUCAUCAUCAACUUAUUGUAUUCAUAACCAUACAAUCAAAUUAAACUAAAUCAAAUCAACGAGGAUGAGUUAUAUGAGAUCAAGAGGUGGACGCUUAAGAUCUGGCGAUCGUCCCCAGUAUGAAGAUUUUACGCCUGCUUCUGAAUGGAACCAUGAACAAGGAGCUUCUAUUUUACUUUUCCAUCUACCUGAAUUUAAGAAAGAAGAAAUUAGAAUAAUAUCUGAAAAUGGAGUUUUAAGAGUAAGAGGAGAACGACAUGGUGGUGGUAAUAAAUGGAUUCGUUUCCAAGAAGAGGUUGUAGUGCCACAAGAUUGUAAGAUCAAUGAGAUUCGAGCCAAAUUUGAAGCUGGAAUUCUUAGAAUUAUUAUGCCCAAAAACAUCAUCAAUCCUUCUACAAAUCAAGAACAUAGCAAAACAAGAGAACCAAGCGCACCAAAACCUCAAGAUCAGUUCCAACAGGAACACUUUCCCAAACCCACAUUGCCUAGCCUUAAACAUCCUAUGGCUGCUCGAGAACCCAAAAACUUACCUCAAAUACCUUCAACUGCAACUGCAGCAGCACCUGCAAAACCCCAAAACUUGCCUGAAGCAACUGUAACUGCAGCUGCAGCACCACCUGCAAAACCCGAAAACUUACCUGAAGCAACUGUAUCUGCAGCUGUAGCGGCACCUGCAAAACCCGAAAACUUACCUGAGGCAACUAUAACUGCAGCAGCAGCACCUGCAAAACUCGAAAACUUACCUAGAGCAGCAUUUACAAAACCUGAAAACUUACCUGAAGCAGCUAUUCCUUCUGAUGUUGUUGAUCAGGAAAAGAAGAGCAUUAGUGAAUUUGACAGGUUUGCUAUUCAAACAGGGGUUAAAAUGCCCUUAUUACAGAGGUUGGAUGAAGAUAGAAAACUAUUGGUGAAUAUGGGUGCUGCUGUAUUAGUCAUUGUUGCACUUGGAUCCUAUAUAGCUAACUCCUUUGCACCUGGUUCUAUUGGUUGAAAAUUAAAAUACACAACUAUAUUACUCGUUAAUAAUAAUGUAAGAGCAGCUUGUGUAAGAACUGCAUGUAACAUUUGAUUAAUUAUUGUGCAUAAAUAAUCAAUUUGUUUGUUCUAGCAA
Molecule: messenger RNA, 1690 nt
Organism: Amaranthus tricolor (Joseph's coat)
Lineage: Eukaryota; Viridiplantae; Streptophyta; Magnoliopsida; Caryophyllales; Amaranthaceae
Product: protein RESTRICTED TEV MOVEMENT 2
Exons: 2
Coding region: 644-1570 (308 amino acids)
Source: RefSeq, a predicted model, not a curated record